Messenger RNA from Exophiala viscosa, 3493 nucleotides. Its product is annotated as beta-glucosidase. NCBI's taxonomy places the organism in Eukaryota, Fungi, Ascomycota, Eurotiomycetes, Chaetothyriales, Herpotrichiellaceae. The coding region runs from base 424 to 3300 and encodes 958 amino acids. Gene Ontology annotation, biological process: glucan catabolic process. Gene Ontology annotation, cellular component: cell wall. Gene Ontology annotation, molecular function: structural constituent of cell wall; beta-glucosidase activity. The transcript has 7 exons. The record is from RefSeq and is a predicted model, not a curated record.
CCCCCCAUUCCUCAAGCUCUCCACAGUAAGACAUAUAACUCAUCACUCAUCACUCAUCAUCAUCAUCAUCAUAAACCACUACCUGCUCUAUGGCGACAUAACUACCUGAAGGGCUCCUCAAAUACCUGUAACCUAUCCCUCAAGGCUUCCUUUCUGCUUCCUCUGUUUUCCACUUGGUCUGUUGCCUCGUCUGCCUGGUAUCUCUCCAUCUUUUCCUUCCUACUCGGUCCCUUCGCGGUCAAGGUUGAUCACCCACCGGACCACGGCUGCUACGUCGGUCGACAACUAGCUGCCGUUGCACUGCAGCUUGUCUUCUCGACUACCGAGCAUUAACCGUCCAAACAGGCCUCUUGCGACCCCUUCGUACGUGGGAUUGACGUCAACGAUCAAAAACAGUCAGGCCGACCUUGCUUCACCUCAAAAAUGUGGCUGUCGACCACGGUUGUGGCUGCCGUCGUUACCCUGUCAUUCAAUGUCCUGGCCACUCCCGUCGAGUUAGAUGCUUUCCACAAACGACAGUCUGCAGCACAGCCCUUCAAUAACGAUUAUACCGGGCCCAAUUUCACUUCUCCUCCAAGUUAUCCGUCCCCAUGGGGCACCGGAGCUGGAAACUGGUCCUCGGCUUAUGAACAAGCUCGUGCCUUUGUGAGCCAACUGACCCUGCUCGAAAAGGUCAACCUUACCACUGGUGUUGGCUGGGAAGGCGAACGAUGUGUCGGCAAUACCGGCUCCAUCCCUCGACUUGGCUUUACCGGUUUCUGCACACAGGACAGUCCCUUGGGUGUGAGAUUUGGUGAUUACGUCUCGGCUUUUUCUGCUGGCAUGAAUGUCGCCGCGACAUGGGACCGCAAUCUUGCCCAACUUCGAGGUGCAGCCAUGGGGGCCGAGCACCGAGAUAAAGGUGUCGACGUUCAACUCGGUCCUGUUUGCGGCCCCUUGGGUCGAUCCCCCGAAGGUGGAAGAAAUUGGGAAGGGUUCAGCCCCGACCCAUACUUGACGGGAGCUCUCAUUGCGCCAACUAUACAGGGCAUUCAGAGCUCUGGUGUCAUCGCUUGCACGAAACACUUAAUUGGCAACGAACAGGAACACUUCCGCCAGGUGGGGGAGUCCCAAGGUUAUGGCUACAAUAUUACCGAGGCCCUCAGCUCCAAUAUCGAUGACAAGACCAUUCAUGAGCUUUAUCUCUGGCCUUUCGCUGAUGCGAUCAGAGCUGGCACUGGUUCAAUCAUGUGUUCUUACAACCAGCUCAACAACUCAUAUGCCUGCUCCAACUCUUACCUUCUGAACCAUCUCGUGAAGAACGAACUCGACUUUCAAGGCUUCAUUAUGUCAGAUUGGGGAGCCCAGCACUCUGGUAUUGGUACUGCGCUGGCCGGUCUUGACAUGAGCAUGCCCGGCGACACUGCAUUCGACACCGGUCUCACCUUUUGGGGCACCAACAUGACCAUCGCCGUGCUCAACGGAACUCUCCCCGAAUGGAGACUCGAUGACAUGGUCACUAGAAUCAUGGCAGCGUAUUACUACGUCGGCCGUGACGCCAAUAAGGUGCCUACCAACUUCUAUUCGUGGAGUUACAAUACAUAUGACAAGCUCCAUGCCGCAGAUCCUAACUCACCUAUUGGUCUUGUCAAUGAGCAUGUCAAUGUUCAAGACGAACAUCGCAUAAUCAUUCGUCAAAUUGCUCAAGCCUCGAAUGUACUUUUGAAAAACACUGGUUCUCUCCCACUCACUGGGAAGGAGAGACAAGUGGGCGUCUUUGGAUAUGAUGCUGGAUCCAAUCCCUGGGGCGCCAAUGGCUGCGCUAACCGCGACUGCGAUAAUGGUACCCUGGCAAUGGGUUAUGGAAGUGGUACAGCAGAUUUCCCUUACCUGGUGACACCAGAACAAGCCAUUCAGCAAUAUGUCCUGACCCAAACCAAUGGUGAAACCCAAACCAUCACCGACAACUAUGCCGACAGUCAGAUUCAGGUUCUUGCCACCCAGGCUGAUGUGGCUAUCGUCUUUGCCAAUGCCGACUCGGGAGAAGGGUUUAUCACGAUUGACGGCAACACCGGUGACCGCAACAACCUGAGUCUGUGGCUUGGAGCUGAUCGGCUGAUCAACAACGUGACCAAGUACAACAACAAUACUAUCGUCGUCUUGCAUACCGUGGGCCCCGUCAACGUCUCUGCCUGGUACGACAACGAGAACGUGACCGGCAUUAUUUGGGCUGGUCUGCCUGGCCAGGAGAGUGGUAAUGCUAUUGUUGACGUACUCUAUGGUCUCAUCAAUCCCGGUGGCAAGUUGCCUUUCACCAUCGCGCGGGAUCGCACCGAUUAUGGCACAGACGUCAUCUACGAGCCAAAUAAUGGACAAUUCAAUGCUCCCCAAGACACUUUCUCCGAAGGUGUCUUCAUAGAAUAUCGAUACCUUGACGAGCAUGGUAUCGAGCCCAUCUACGAGUUCGGUUUCGGGCUGAGCUACACAACCUUCGAGUACUCGAAUCUACAGAUCACCCCAGCGAACCCGGCGCCAUAUACACCUGCUAGCGGCGAGACCGGGCCAGCUCCUGUUUUGGGCAAUUUCAGCACGGACCCAUCGCAAUACCUGUUCCCCAAUGGAUCAAUCUCUUACCGUCCCUAUUUGUACAUCUACCCCUAUCUGAACUCGACCAGCCUAGAAGCCUCUGCUGAUGAAACGGACUACGGCCUUCCUGCUAACCAGUAUAUUCCUCCGGGUGCCACUGACGGUUCGUCACAGCCUCUUUUGCCAGCUGGCGGUGCACCUGGUGGUAACCCUGGUCUUUACGAAGUCGUUGCUACAGUCGCCGCGACAAUCACAAAUACAGGCAGCAUUGCCGGUGAUGAGGUUGCUCAACUAUAUGUCGGGCUUGGAGACGGAGAGCCUCCCAAGGUCCUUCGUGGAUUUGAUCGCCUCACCAUUGCACCAGGUGCUUCUGCAACCUUCACAGCCGAGUUGCUCCGCCGUGAUGUAUCUGUGUGGGACACAGCUUCGCAGAACUGGGUUCAAGUCGAUAAUCCCAUCAUCUAUGUGGGUGCUUCCAGCAGGAACACUCCUUUGACCGGCACUCUGUCUGGUGGUAGCAGCUCAGGCAGCAACUCGAGUUCUUCAACUACUUCGAGCGCUAGCGGCGGAUCUCCAGUCAGCCAAAUCUCGGAUGGUCAGCCUCAAGCUGGCACGACUGCUACGGCACCAGUGAGCCAGAUCUCAGACGGCCAGCCACAAGCUCCAAAGACCACAAGUGCAGUGGUCAGUCAGAUCUCCGACGGUCAACCUCAGGCCACCGCUUCCACGUGGUGAAAGUCGAUGGUCUAGGCCUACCCGGCAGAGGACUGUCCACCUUAAUGUUUAGUUUCGAAAAGCGAGAAUACCUGGGACCGAUAAUGGUACGAAGUAAUGAGCAUCAACAGGAGGACGUAAUGACCAAAGAAACAAAAGAACCUUCAAGCACACUGCACAUAGCGCUAAAGCAUUGAAAAUGAUUGCAUCAUGA